Messenger RNA from Girardinichthys multiradiatus, 3678 nucleotides. RefSeq names its product sulfide quinone oxidoreductase (gene sqor). Bases 154 to 1500 code for a protein of 448 amino acids. The transcript is spliced from 10 exons. Lineage: Eukaryota; Metazoa; Chordata; Actinopteri; Cyprinodontiformes; Goodeidae. Gene Ontology annotation, molecular function: FAD binding; sulfide:quinone oxidoreductase activity. The record is from RefSeq and is a predicted model, not a curated record. Gene Ontology annotation, cellular component: mitochondrion.
AUUCAGUUGAUGUUCCACCGAGGAGUAAACAGGAAGAAUUUAGUCGUCCAAAGAUUUUUGCUUUUUUUUGGGUCAGAAUUGGCGGCCAAAACAGGCGGUGAAAACCUGCUCUUUAAUGCCCAGAUUGCCUUGGUGAAUUGCUGCUGAACGGAAAUGAUUUGCCCAUCAAGGAUCAUGGUCAGAAUGGCUUCGCUGCGCUGCCUGAGGCUGUGCCACCCCACAGGCGAUGCUGUCUCUCACCUCCACACCAGCAGCCGUGCCUCUGCCAAGCAGCACUACAAGAUGCUGGUCCUUGGAGGAGGAAGUGGGGGGAUUUGCAUGAGUGCACGGAUGAAGAGAAUGUUUGGAGCCGAGAAUGUGGCCGUUGUGGAGCCAUCCGAGGUGCAUUACUAUCAGCCAAUAUGGACCCUUGUUGGGGCUGGAGCCAAAACUGUUGCCUCAUCGGCUCGUCCCACUGCCAGUGUUAUGCCGUCUGGUGUGAAGUGGGUGAAAUCCAAGGUCCAGGAAAUAAACCCAGACACAAACACUGUUCUUAUAGACGAUGGGACUGAGAUCUCUUAUGAAUAUUUGAUAGUGGCUCUUGGCUUACAGCUCCAUUAUGAAAAGAUUAAAGGCUUGCCUGAGGCAUUUGAGCAUCCAAAGAUUGGAUCAAACUACUCUGUCACAACGGUGGAGAAAACAUGGAAAGCUCUGCAGAACUUCAAAGAGGGAAACGCCAUUUUCACUUUCCCAAACACUCCUGUGAAAUGUGCCGGUGCGCCACAGAAGAUCAUGUACUUAUCGGAUGCCUACUUUAGAAAGACAGGAAAAAGGGCAAAGGCUAACGUGAUCUACAACACAUCACUUCCAGUGCUCUUUGGGAUCAAGAAGUACGCUGACACGUUGUGGGACAUCGUGAAAACCCGCGACCUACAAAUAAACCUCCGACACAAUCUGAUAGAAGUGCGGCCAGACAAACAAGAAGCCGUGUUUGAAAAUCUCGACAAUCCAGGGGAAACCAAAGUGUUUGAGUAUGAAAUGCUUCAUGUCACGCCACCGAUGGGGCCCAGCCUGGUGGUUAAAGGCAGUCCACUCGCUGAUGAGAACGGCUGGCUGGAUUUAAACAAAGAAACGCUCCAACAUAACAAAUAUCCAAAUGUGUUUGGGAUUGGAGACUGCAGCAACCUUCCCACAGCAAAAACCGGAGCCGCUGUCGCUGCACAGUCUGCGAUCCUGAACAGAACCAUCAGCAAAUUACUGAAAAACCAGAAGCCAGAUAAGAAGUAUGACGGCUACACCUCCUGUCCACUGGUCACGAGCUACAACACAGUUGUCCUGGCAGAGUUCGACUAUGACGGACAGCCACUGGAAACGUUCCCAAUCAACCAAGCCAAAGAGCGAAGAUUAAUGUACUACAUGAAGGCCGAUGUGAUGCCGCACCUCUACUGGCACGGGCUUCUCCGGGGCCUGUGGGGGGGACCUGGACCGUACAGGAAGAUCCUUCAUCUUGGCAUGAAGUAAAACCUCUCCAUCAACUAAAUGUUAUGUUUCCUAAAUAAAUUACAGAGAAACUAGCCGUAAACUACUCAUUAUGUCCUAAUCCCUGAAAGGACACACACACCUGUCUAUUAUCUUAACAUCAUGAAAUAACAGAUUCAUCUCAACUGCCUAAAAGUGGAGCUUUUAUAGUUACAACGAAAAUAAAUGACUUUAACAUGAGUGACUACUUUUGGUUCCACUGAUGAGCAGGAGCUGACAAGAUUUAAUGAUUUCAGACAUCUAAAUGUGCGGUGAACCUAGAGGAAGCUGUGGCUCAGAACUCCAGCAGGUAAAGAGGAACUGUUCUCCUGAGAAGUUUGAUCAGUGUCAUACAGCUGGGUUCAGCAUCCAGAUUAAUCCAACUAACUGAUGCACAGCCCAGCUAACGACGCUCACAACUGCCAAGUGUGCAAACUGGUCAAGCACAAUGUUGAGUUUGCUUCUGUUUUUGGUGUAAUCCCAUUAAUCAGUCCUUGCAGAUCUUCAUAGGAACGCCUUAACUCUGCUGCUUUAGUGCUUAUGGCAGUCUUUAAGGACUCUAUAUGAAUGCAUUAUUUUUCAUGUUGCUACAGUAAAAAGUGUGUGGUGCUGGUAGCUAGCGUCAUUUUUUCAUCUCACUUUAAUCCUGAAAACAGAGGAGUCCAAUUUAAAAUAUUUUACUGGAGUUCAUUUUAAAAAGGCUUGACUAUAAACAUGAAAACAACCAUAAGUGCUUUCUUUUAUAUUUUAUAUGUCAGCAUUGGAGGUUUUUUCUACAUUUAUGAUUUUUUUUCUAUAUGUCAUGGUGGCCACACAAUCAAAGCAAAAAUCAUUGACUAACAAAGAUGUAUUGUCCAUAAACCAAUAAAUUGGCAAUAAUGUUAAAACUCUUGUCUUUUUCCUUGUUUAAUAAUUAAAAAAUAGAAAUAAAUUGUUUGCUUGGUGUUAAACAUUAUUUUACCCUUUAGUUCAUUUUUCAUCAAAAUAUAACAUACGACCUUCAUGUUAUGUGCAGAUCUGCUUUGUAUUUCUCUUUUUAAGACAUUGAAUGCGUGUUGUCCAUUUUUAAUAAUCAGUUGUGUUACACCCGACAUUACUGCUGCAUUCUCAGUAGCCUCUGUGCAGCAGAAAUGUAUGACCAGGCCAACACUUCCAAGUUCAUCUUCCUUUUUUCACAUGUGGAUCAGUGGGAAGAGUAGUCUGAAGGUUGUGAUUACAGCUAACCCCCUUAUUCAUGUCAAAGUGGCCUCCGACAAGACGCUGAACCUUUACUUGUCUGAAACUGUGUGUAAAUGUGUUGCUGUUUGGGAACCUUGCAAAUGGAUGAAUGUGAUUUGUUAUGUCACCAUGAGUAGAAAAGCGCUGAAUACCUUCAGUCUGUUUGUUGUUGGAUGGUCUUAAACAGCUUAUACUGAAAGUUUUCCACAUCACGUUGUGGGGUUAACUAAUUAAACUUUUUGAUUUAUUUAGGUAUUAUUAAACUUUAAUUUCAUUUCAGUUUUAUUUUGUACAGACAAAUAUAAAAAGAAAAGGCAGUAAGACUGGCAACUCUGAGAAAGGCUUUUAGACAAUGUGUUAAAAGAAAAUAAAAGACUUAUCGAAAUUACUUCAAUUAAGUUAAACAAACAAUAUGAGAAUAGAAAAAUAUUGGUUCUUCAUAAAAUAAAGUUAAAAUAUGAAUCAAAUCUGAUCCUUUGAGUUGGGUUUAUAUAUUUACUUGUAAAUCAAUGUUUUAAUUUAACUCAUAUUGAUUCAUAGAGCUUUUCAUUUAAUUUUUAUAUUUUUUAAACAGCUGUUUUGUAUUUUAUUUGUCAGUUGUCACCUGUUGCUAAGUGGUCAUUUUGCAUCUUUAUGAUUAACCAUAUAUUCCUUUUUGCCUCCUUUAUGUCUGGCUGGUUAUUUUGUGGCUCUUGUUUGAAAAUGAAUGUAUUUCAUUCUGAAUAUGAAGUAAUGUAUAUUAUUUUCGUUGAUAGGCCAGAUCUAGAUCUAGAGAUAGGAAUGAGUGUAUUGUUUAUUGGUGAAAAAAAAAUGUGUGAAGAAUUAGUUGUCCUGUGAUAAUAAACUAACGUAUGCUUUGUCCAAACCUCAAGCAGUAUGUUUGGGUGCUUUUGCUUUUCUUACAAUUUUUAUUUUUUACUGUCUGGUCCAUAAUCACAUCAAUAAACGUUGCCUAAAAUAUAA